Molecule: messenger RNA, 1215 nt
Organism: Cynara cardunculus var. scolymus (artichoke)
Lineage: Eukaryota; Viridiplantae; Streptophyta; Magnoliopsida; Asterales; Asteraceae
Exons: 5
Coding region: 1-1215 (404 amino acids)
Biological process (GO): protein transport
Source: RefSeq, a predicted model, not a curated record
AUGAUGCGAAUCGAGAUGAUACGGAAGAGGAGAAAAGCAAUGGAGAAGUUCUUGAGGAAUGAUGUUGCUGAUCUUCUCAAAAACGGUUUCGAUUCUGAUGCAUAUAGCAGGGUAAAAGUUGGGAAAUUUGAUCAAAAUGGCACAAUCUUUGUGAAAAUUGAAGCCAACGGGCUAUAUUUUGAGCAAAAACGGUCAUUAUGUUACGAGUCUAUCGAGCAAUUUUGCACGGUCAUCUCGAACCAUCUCGCGGUAAUGAACAACCAAAGUGAAUGCCCAGAGGAAUGUCGAGAGGCAGUUCCAUCUUUGAUGUAUGCAGCUGCAAGAGUGGCUGGUUUGCCGGAAUUGCUUGAACUCAGAAAUUUGUUUUCCGGUAGAUAUGGGAAUUCCCUUGAAUCGUUUAUCAACAAAGAGUUUGUCAAAUUGUUCAAACCGGAUCAUCCCACGAAGGAUAUGAAGAUUCAGAUGAUGAAAGAGAUAGCAUUAGAACACGGUAUAGAUUGGGAUCCCGAUUCAUCUGAACGGAAAUCGUACAAGCCAACUUCAUCGAAGCAUGAUUCGUCUAAGAACACGUAUGGUGAUCAAGAUAACGAACCUAAUAGAACCGGUCAUGAAAAUGGCCAGAGGAAUAACGUUCAAGAAACAAGAAUUGAAGAUGGAGAUGAUCGUAAUCGAGCCGAAAAGAACAAGGAGAAUGCCGUUAUUGAAAAGCAAAUAGAUCAUAUGCGUGAACGUCUUUCGACUUACUGGUCAAGGACCACGAGUCUAUUCUCGAGUAGCCGAGAAACCAGCACGAGCACGACCCCAGAAGAAAGUUCUUCGGAUGAUCCAGCCAACCAAAGAUCAUUCUUCCCGUUCCGGUUCAUGCCACCUCCAUACUUAAAACCCGAUCGCUCACGUGAUCACAAUAAGGAAAACCAAGAAGUUCUUAAUCAUCCAAACAUCGAAAUUUGGGAUGGCGAACCAACAGCACCACCAAACGUGAAGAGUCGUCGCCGCCGCCGCCGCCGAAGAGGUCGUGCUCCGCCACAGGCAAAGUCACAUUCGACCGAAUGUUUGCCGAAUCCGGUGGCAAUGGAGGCACAAAAAGGACACGUGCGGUCGGCUUCGUAUCAACCGGAAUCGACCGUGAGGCCGACAAUGGGACAUGUUCAUCCUAAACUACCUGAUUAUGAUGAUAUUAUAGCUAGAUUUGCAGCCCUUAGAGCAAAAUCUUAA